GCCCGUGAGCGGCGCCCCCUGAGCUGCGUCUGCCCCGCGGGACUGAUGUGCGCCCGGGAGGAAUGAAGCAUGGAUGUGAAGGAGCGGAGGCCCUACUGCUCCCUGACCAAGGGCAGGCGCGAGAAGGAGCGGCGGCACACCAACUCCUCGGCCGACAACGAGGAGUGCCGGGUGCCCACCCAGAAGUCCUACAGCUCCAGCGAGACCCUCAAAGCCUUCGACCACGACUCCUCCCGGCUGCUCUACGGGAACAGAGUGAAGGACUUGGUUCACCGAGAAGCAGAUGAGUUCAGCAGGCAAGGACAGAAUUUUACCCUAAGGCAGUUAGGCGUGUGUGAACCUGCAACUCGAAGAGGCCUGGCAUUUUGUGCGGAAAUGGGGCUGCCCCACCGAGGUUACUCUCUCAGUGCAGGGUCCGACGCCGACACGGAGAACGAAGCCGUGAUGUCCCCGGAGCACGCCAUGAGACUAUGGGGCCGGGGGGUCAAGUCGGGCCGCAGCUCCUGCCUGUCCAGCCGGUCCAACUCCGCCCUCACCCUGACCGACACGGAGCACGAGAACAAGUCGGACAGCGACAACGAUCACCGGGCCUUGCAGAGGUUGGAGCUGAGUCCAGAAGAGCCCUGAAUACAUGAACUUCGUGGUAUGAAGUGUGCCCAGCCGGGUCACACGGGAUACUCGUCCGACCGGUCGGCAGUGUCCUGCGUGGGGAUGCAGCGAGCGCUCUGAGGGGCCGCGCCCACCCGUGAGCCUGGAAUAGGGGCCACGGUGCCCAGCGAGGCAGGCAGCUGAAGCUCAGGAGCAGCAGCCCUGCGGGAUGCUCUUGUUUUCUAAAAUACAGGCAGAGCUUCGUACGUUACUGCCCCAGACUCCAAGACAGCCAGUUUAU
Miniopterus natalensis is the source of this 889-nucleotide messenger RNA. The record is from RefSeq and is a predicted model, not a curated record. NCBI's taxonomy places the organism in Eukaryota, Metazoa, Chordata, Mammalia, Chiroptera, Miniopteridae.